AUGACGCACCCUUCCAUCAGCAACAGCUCCCGGCCUGGGUCUGGAAAUCCUCGGUCACUCUCCAGAUCCUCAGGCUCGUUCCACGCCGGCGCGCCCAUCCCUACCCUCGCUGCCAUGCGACGGCCCUCAAUCCCGAAAUAUCAGACCUUUCCGACUCCUCCGCCCAAGCCGCCGGGCUCUUCCUCCGACGCCGAGAGCGAUCGCUUCGCCGUCGAGUCCGACUCCUCGUCCACCUCCUCGUCCGCCGACGACCAGACGCCGCUGCCCAUCCGCCAGCUUCUACUCCUGGCCUUCCUCUCUCUGGCCGAGCAAACCGCGCUCAACUCCAUUGGCCCGUAUCUCCCCAGGAUGGUGGCGUCCAUGCCCGGCAUCCCAGCGGAUGAGAUUGGCCUGUAUGUCGGCCUCUUGGCCAGCGCCUUUGCUUUGGCGCAGCUCUCGACCAAUUUCCUCUGGGGCUACAUGUCGGACAUUGUUGGUCGGAAGCCCGUGCUGCUGGCGGGCACCUUUUCGCUCAUGGGCUGCUUCUGCGCCUUUGGCUUCUGCAAGCAGUACUGGCAGAUGAUCCUGAUCCAGGCCCUCAUGGGCAUGCUCAACGGCAACGCUGCGUGUGUGCCGACGGUUCUGGGCGAGGUGACUGACCGGUCGAACCAGAGUAGGGCGUUCACUUAUCUGCCUAUCAUUUACUCGCUGGGAGGUCUUACAGGUCCUGCGCUGGGAGGCAUCAUGGUGGGACGCGUGAGCAAAGACUUUCCCUAUCUUGGCCCGAGUAUUCUGAGCGCUGCCGUUCUUGCGACGGCCGUUAUAGUGGUGGGGAUAUGGUUUGAAGAGACGCUGGAGGAUGUCGACCAGGACCCGUGGAAGCCAACAUGGACGACUCGCAUGUCGGCGCGCAUAUCAAACUUCUUUAGCCUCACGAAGCCGCGACGAGAGUCGUGGAGCACGAGGUGGCCUCGCCCUCAGGCAGCGAGCCAGACCCAGCCCUUAUUAUCGCCAAGCUCUGACGAUGCGGGCUCUGAUGACAAUGAUGGUGACCUCCCAGACGAAGAGGGACUCGAGGCAUCAAAGCCGCCAGGCCAAAACCAUAAGCAGCCUACACCGUGGCACGAGCUCCUUAACCGCACUACGAUGACGCUCCUGGUUACCUAUCUUAUAUUCCAGCUGGCCAACAUCAGCUUCAACAGCCUAUAUCCCAUCUUUGCAUCUUCUCCCUCACCAGCGGGCCGAGAUCUCUCCCCCAGUAAAAUUGGCAUCAGCUUGAGCUUCGCCGGCUUGAUCACCAUUGUGUUCCAGGCAUUUCUCUUCCAGCCGCUCAAAAGCCGGUUUGGAAACUUGGGGACCUAUCGUUUCGCGCUGUUUGGCCUGGCGAUUGCCAUGAUUGCGAUGCCCUGGGUUGGCUACGUCGACGACGAGCCCCUUUUUGGCAUCGGCAGUGGGACCAUGUGGCUUUAUAUCGAGCUUGGCGCGGUGCUGAUACUGAAGACUAUAUGCGCAGUUGGGGGGUUGUCAUGCGUGAUGCUCCUGAUUACCAAUUCGGCGCCUUCUCACAACAGUCUUGGGACUCUGAACGGUGUAGCCCAGACACUAUCAGCUCUAGGCCGCAGCUUUGGUCCCUUUGUUUCCGGUGGCAUAUUUACCCUAUCCAUGGGAAUCCAACCAAAAGGCGAGGCUCUUGCAUGGAGCUUGUUUGGGGGUUUGGCCUUUUUGGGCUGCAUAGGAUCCAUAUUUAUCCGGGGUAAUGGCCUGGAAAGCGAUGACUGGUAUGACAGCGAGGAUGAGGAUGAAAGAGAUGGACAAGGAGAUGAGGCUGGGGAUAGAGAUGUUGAACAACAGCGGGACUGA
Molecule: messenger RNA, 1839 nt
Organism: Trichoderma gamsii
Lineage: Eukaryota; Fungi; Ascomycota; Sordariomycetes; Hypocreales; Hypocreaceae
Exons: 2
Coding region: 1-1839 (612 amino acids)
Biological process (GO): transmembrane transport
Molecular function (GO): transmembrane transporter activity
Source: RefSeq, a predicted model, not a curated record